Messenger RNA from Lactuca virosa, 666 nucleotides. The record is from the annotation of a GenBank genome assembly. Lineage: Eukaryota; Viridiplantae; Streptophyta; Magnoliopsida; Asterales; Asteraceae.
AUGGGUGCACCAAAUUCUUCAGAAACUGCUUAUGGAGCCUCUCGAGUUGAACUUUAUCGCUUCUUGAAACAAAGAAGGGUCGUUGUGGGGAGUGGGCCAAUUUCUUCUCACUCUAUUGCAGAUCAUUUGGCUAUGAAAUUCGUCUGCCAUGAUCGUGAAAAUGUCAGACACAUCAUCAUGCCUUGCUCUUGGUCAACUAGGUCACAGCUCAUUCCUGACAUCAUUCGCCAUCAUAGCAGUGAAGGAAGAACAAUUGUUUUCACAAAACUUUCUGGUGUGAUGGAGGGAGCACGCCCUCUUCAUGGACACAUUCAACAGUCUGGUCAUGAGUGUGAACCACCGCGUGAUGUUGAAGACUACAUUCACCGAUCUGGGAGGACAGGAAAGUCAAAUAUUUCAAAAUUAGAGAGGGAGGCAGGUGUGAAAUUUGAACACAUAUCCGCCCCUCAACCUGCUGAUAUUGCUAAAGCUGUUGGUGGUGAUGCUGCAGAAGCUAUAAUUCAAGUUGCUGAUAGUGUGAUCCCUGUUUUCAAGUCGGCUGCUGAAGAGUUGUUAAACAAUUUCGGCCUAACACCAGUAGAGCUUCUUGCAAAGGCACUUGCCAAGAGCAUUGCUGCAAGAGAUGCUGGAGCUCUUAAAGAAGCUAAGGACAAACAGGAGAAGUGA